AUGGCAAUCCGGCAGAGAAAGUCACAAGCGGGAUUAACUAAUCAAGUUGGUUCCUCGGUACAACCGAAUCCGAAACCGGUUAACCACGUCAACCCUGAUGAUCCCAUAGUUCAUCAGGGGCCGGUUAAUCACGUCAACCCUGUUGAUCCUAUGGCUCAUCAGGGGCCGAUUAAUCAUGUCAACCCUGUUGAUCCCAUAGUUCAUCAGGGACCGGUUAACCACGUCAACCCUAUUGAUCCCAUGGUUCAUCAGGGAAUGGCUCAACACAACAAACCUCCCCGUCAACCGGAAAUGGGAGAUCCUGAACGUUUUGCGGCGAUGGCAGCACAAAUCGAAGCCCUAACUCGGCUGAACGCAGAACUCCUCUCACGGAUGUCCGAGCAAUCUCGUCGCGAGGAAACUCGUGGUAGGCGAGAUGAAGAAGAGCACAACAGUCGAGCUAACACUCACAACCAGCCCGGAGGAGGACACCAAGAGGACAAUUUUGAACAGUAUGCGAACAGGAAGGAGGAAAACCGAAUGGAUGAUGGCAAAAUCGGCAGUACCCAGGAUAGGGAUGACGAACUCAGCCGAAGGAUGGCAGAGUUUGAGAAAAAAAUCGCUAACUUGGAGAUGGAACGAAAGAAUAAAGGGAAGGACAUCUUUGUGGAGAAGAUGUUGCAAGGAACUGGUUCCCCCUUUUCUCCACGUGUGGAAGGAUAUCGGUUACCUGAAAAAUUCAAAGCCCCUUCUAUGAUGAGUUAUAAGGGUGUCGGAGACCCAGUCGAACACUUAGAAGAUUUUCGAUCACAUGUGCGCCUCCUUGGCAUCCCAGAUGAAGUGGCUUGUCGGGCCUUUCCCCUCACUUUGUCAGGAAGUGCUCGGAACUGGUUCAGGAAGCUAUCCCCGGGCUCAAUUGACAAGUUUGAAGACCUAGGCCGGGUAUUUUUAACUCAGUUUAUGACUUCACGGACCCGGAAGAAACCCCCGUCCUAUCUGCUGACUCUGAAACAGCGCAAUGAUGAAACCUUGAAGCAGUUCAUAACGCGGUUCAACCUGGAGAAGACAGAAAUUGAAGAACCUUCAGACGACCUCGUAUAUUCGGCAAUCUAUCACGGGCUCUUAACUAAAGAACCGGUAAUGAAGAAGAUGGCGCGAAGACCGCCGAGUAAUCUCCAAGAACUAAUGAGCAAGGUAGAAGAGUUCAUUAAUGAAGCUGAUGUCCUAGAAGCGAUUGAUAGCACAAGAAACCCGGAACAGAGAAUUGAAGUCAAGAGGAAAGAAGAAAGGAAGAAAGAAACCCGGAAGACAGUAGAAGAACUUAAGCUCCCAAAAAAGAAAUUCCGAGACUAUGGUUUCACACCUCUCAAUGCGGGAAUUUCAGAAGUAUUAAUGGAGGUCAAGAAGGAUCCGGAGUUUGUACGGCCACCAAAGAUACCGGGUAGUCCUCCCGAGAAGAACAAAGAUCGAUACUGCGAUUUUCAUGAAGCUAGGGGUCACUACACCGAAGGAUGCAUAGCGCUGAGGCUAUUGAUUGAGAAGCUCAUCAAAAACGGUAAGCUGGUUCAAUUCCUAGGGGAUCACAGGGAUCAACCAAGGAAUAACCGGGGCAACCGGCCUUACAACAAUCGUGACCGGGAACACCGUCCUCGAGGCCGCCCGCGCCAAGCUGAGAGAGGCAGGGAGAAUCACCCACGAGGGGACAGCCCACAAGAGCGCAAUCAAAGAGAGAGGAGUCGUAGCCGACAACAUGGAGGGCCGGAAAACCAGAUCAUAAUAGGAGAGAUCCGAACAAUUGCUGGAGGAUUUUCCGGGGGAGGAGAGUCUAAUCGUGCAAGGAAGGCUUAUGCGCGACAAGCAGGAAGUCAAGAGGUAUGGGCGGUCGAAAGGCCAAUGAAAGUUCAGAAAAAAGAGUCUUUAAUGAUCGGAUUCUCAGACGAGGACUAUGAAGGGAUAUCUUUCCCUCAUACGGAUGCUCUGGUAGUUACUUUAGCUGUGGCCAACCAUAAUAUGCACAGAAUUUUGGUAGAUAACGGAAGUUCAGCUGACAUCUUGUACUGGCCAGCUUUCAAACAGCUCAACAUAGGCCAAGAAAAGGUCGGAACAGCGAAAUUCCCAUUGGUAGGAUUCGCAGGUGAGCAGAUUCAACCAGUUGGUACGAUCGACCUUCCGGUGACAGCCGGCACUAUCCCUAAUCAGGCGACGAUAAUAGUAAAAUUCUUAUUGAUUGACCGGCCUUCGGCAUACAACGCCAUCAUCGGCAGAGCAGCACUCAAUGAGCUCAGGGCAAUAACAUCAACUCCUCAUUUAAAGAUGAAAUUUCCUACUGAUCACGGGGUCGGAGAAGUCAAAGGAGACCAGCGAGCAGCCCGCCAGUGUUAUAACGUGACUAUGAAAGACGUCCCCGGGAAGGCUACUCUCGGAACCGGGUGUAGCAGUGGUGAGAAAUAG
Messenger RNA from Corylus avellana, 2430 nucleotides. RefSeq lists its product as uncharacterized. Lineage: Eukaryota; Viridiplantae; Streptophyta; Magnoliopsida; Fagales; Betulaceae. The record is from RefSeq and is a predicted model, not a curated record.